AGAGCACCCGCGGCUGCCAUGGCCGCCUCCCCCUCCCCGCCACCUCCCUUAAAUACUAUGGGGCGGCCGUAGCUGCGGCGGGAGCCGCUGCCGAGCGCACCAUGCGGGCUGUCAUCGCCUUCGCCACGGCGCUGGGCAGCACGCUGCUCGGCGGCUGCCUCCUGCGGCUGGGCGGCGAGCGGCCCCUCCGAGCCAGGGGCUGGGAGGAGGAGGCAGAGGCAGCGACCGUCACUCCGAAGGUGGUGCGAGCCCUCAGGUUUCCUCUAACGUCCCUUCCUCGGGCCGAGAACAGAACAACUGCUAAUAAAGAUGGAAUUUACCAGUUUGAGCUGGAUGCAAAAUGUAAGGCAAUUCAGGACAACAUUUUGUCAUCAUCGAUCAAGAAGAAAAGGUAUCCGGAAGAUUAUUAUCUUCACAUAGUCAAAAAACUGCAGAACUGCACCUGGAUGAGGAGACCGGAAGAAUCAGCAGAAUUCAGGUCAGAGUUAGCUUCCUGCUGUAAUGCAGUUCACAAUUUUAUUGCUUCUCAAAACAACACCCCACUGGGAAGUAACAUGAGUUAUGAAGUGGACAGUAAAAAGACCAUCCUCAUUACAGAAGACAUUUUUAGAAUGCUGCCUGUGUCCUCUCCUCUUUCAGUUUAUCCCUUCAAGAACUGUGCUGUGGUUGGAAAUGGAGGCAUUCUGAAAAAUUCCAGCUGUGGAGCUGAAAUAGAUCGUUCUGAUUUUGUGUUUAGGUGUAACCUCCCUCCAACAAUGGGAAGCAUUAGCAAAGAUGUUGGCAAUAAAACAAAUCUUGUGACGGUUAAUCCAAGUAUCAUAGCUCAGAAAUAUAACAAACUAAAUGAAAAGAAGACAGAAUUUGUGGAGAAUGUUGCGGUCUAUGGAGAUGCUUUCCUUUUAUUGCCAGCGUUUUCCUUCAGAAGCAACACAGCUACGUCUUUUAAAGUCUAUCAUACUCUGCGAGAGUUCAAAGCAACCCAAAGGGCAAUAUUUUUUCACCCCACUUAUCUGAAAAGUCUUGCCCAGUUCUGGAGAACUAAGGGUGUGAAAGCCUACCGGUUGUCAUCUGGUUUUAUGAUCACUAGUGCUGCUGUUGAGUUGUGUGAGAAUGUGAAGCUUUACGGCUUCUGGCCUUUCUCAAAAUCCACAGAGAAGAUGCCAAUCAGCCACCACUAUUACGACAACCAGCUGCCCAAACCAGGUUUCCAUGCAAUGCCCAAAGAAUACAACCAGAUCCUUCAGCUUCAUGGCAAAGGCAUUUUGAAGCUGCAGUUUGGUAAAUGUGAAUCAGACUAAAAAGGUAGGUCACAUUCCUAUGACAUAAAAUGUCUUUAUUGAAGUCAUGUGUCAAAGCAAAACUGGUUUUGCAAACGGUUUUGUACUCCUCCUUAAGGAGACGUUUCUACCUUGCACUCAAUAAAUGUUGUGUUUGUAAAAAAGAGAAAUAUUGGAUAAUAUAUAUAAUGUACUGCAGUGCAGAGAAAUGCUUUCUACAUGUGAACUUAAGAUGGGAAGAUAGCUAAACACACAUUAUCACUGCAAUUUGCAGUCAGUCAGUGGUGUCUUCUCAUUUCAGGUAAACAUUUCCACCAACCUGUGUUUGGUUUGAACCAACUUCCUUUGUGAAUCACUUUAUUUAAGGCAGUCAUGCACUGUAAUCUACAAGCGAUGACAGCUAAUCCUGACAUAGUAUUUCCAGGUGUAUACAGUGGCUAAAGUAAGGAUUAAGUUGGCCCCGUGUAGAACUAGUGUGUAUGCAUUCUUAUUCCCUCUCACUAGGGAAAAAUAUGUUUAGAGCAGUAUGCUCUGUCAGCCCUGGGCUGGAGAGCAGCUUGUGGAUGGCAGUGAAGAAGCUGCCAUACACUACAGCAGAUCUUGCUGAGCAUUUUACCUUGAGGCAGCCCAGAAUCUGGAAGUUACAAAUACAGGAUGAAGUGUCAUACCCUCUAUGUUCUUUCAAACUGUUCCAUCCCCCUUGGUCCUCUGCCUUCUGUGCGCUGCCUUAAAGAAAUGCAGCAAACAGUCUGGCCCCUGACCUUGAACCAUUUUACCACAUACAGAUUACAGAUGACUAAAAAUACUUGUCUGUAUAUUUUCAAUCUUGAUUUUUCCCUAUUUGUAUAGAUACUUAGAACAAAACCAUAAAAUGUCUCAAGGGAAGGGACCCACAGGGAUCACUGAAUCCAAUUCCUGGCUCCACACAGGACCACCAAAAAUGCAAACCCAGUGUCUAAGAGCAUUGUCCAAAAGCUUUUUGAACUCCAGCAGGCCUGGGGCCACGACCACUGCCCUGGGUGGCUUGUUUCUGUGCCUGUACUUCCUCAUGUACUUCCUCAUUUUCUAAGCUAAUUCAGAAAUUCCCCAGCUCAAAAUAUGUCAUCAGAUUUGCCUUUCAGCUCUGUUUUCCCAGAGGGUUCAAGUUAAUAUAAUAGUAAGUGAACUGUAAAGUAGAAUCACCACAUGCAGUGGACUUUAAUUGGACUGAUGUAAUCUUAUUACUGUAUUUUUAUUUAAAUAAAUUAAGAUAACAUCAGCUUGCUCAAGCCAGAAAGUUUGAAAGCUAAAGGCUUUUUUUAUGGCUCAGUUAUGAAAUAUAUUUGAAAGUACCUUUUGAUGCUGUUUAGAAGACACGCUGUCAAAGAUACAUUCACAGUUGGUUUGUGGUCAGGGACUGCUAAGUUUUAAACUUGCUGAUUGCUAAUACCAAAAAGGCACAACCUUUUAUGGUGUAAGUUUCUUUGAAGAAAUAGAAAAAUAAACUGCUUUCAUGUAUUGUUAGCAUAAAAUAAAAUAGUUUCUAAGUCCCUUCUAGCUUAUCUGGUGAAUCCGUUCUUGUCUAUAGUCCAUAGUAGGAGAUUAUUUCAAAGGAGGUGUGUGUGUAUGCGAUUUCACAUGGCUAAGGUAAGGUUUUUUGCUUGUAAAAGGUUGCAACAUAUUGGAAAGGUUAUGAAAUACAUAAUGUAUUUUUUCUUAGUGGCCAAGCUGUUUAUAUCCUGCAGUUUCCAUUGUAUUUAUUCUUUCUGCAAUAUAAAUCACUGGAGACAUUCCAUGCAAUUUUAAUUGUAGUAACUACACUAAACAGGAAAAUGAAAGGCAGCUCCUUAUGAAUUUUUCAUCCAGAGAAGCAGAUAGAAGCCACAAAAAUGUUUAAGCAUCUGUAUGGGUUAAUUAAAUGCUGUCCAUGCUUUGCAGACUGAAAAUUACUUUUGUGGUCAAAUUUACAAAAUGAGCUGUGAAGGAAAAAGCAACCAGAAGGAUAAGUUGUGCUGCCUCAGAUUUUUCUCCACUCUGUUAAUCACUUCUAUUUACAGAGAGAAAAGUUAGUCUUUUAAUAAAAAGAAAUUAAAUGCGUUCAGCGUGAGAUAUCAUUUUGCUACUAUUAUCAAAUAUAAGAGAUAAUUGAAAUCCUAUAAUGAGUAUAUUUUGCAGAAGAUGACUUUUUCAAAAAAUUGAACAAUCUCAUUUCUCUUUUCAAUUUCUCUUUAAUGUUAUUCUUGUUCCCACUCUUCCCUGUUAGUGGGAUAGCUGAAGCUUCUUUAUAUCACUGGGCAUUCACAAAAGUCUCGGGCAGAAUUUCCCUCACAUGUUACUGGAACACAAGUCUGCUGCUAUAAAUAAGAAGUGAAUGAAUAAGAAGUGCUGUACUGCAAGCACCUGUGUUGCACGCAGGUAGCAGAUGCUGGAGCACCACAGGGAGAGCAUACCUGCAUUUCAAUGACUAUUUUCUGCAGUAUUGCUUGCCAUUCUUGUCAUUGCAGAGGUGUUCUUUGCUUGUUGGAUAGAAGGGACUGUCAGGUGUGAGAGUCCUUUAGAACUGGUUUGGAACAAUGUGGGAAACUCCAUCAACCUUGAUAUGCACUCCUGCACUGUUAAGAUUGUGCUUAGCAGAAAUGCGUGUCUUUGCUAAAGUAGAUGCAUACCUAUCACAGAUCGUAAGAUGGGAAAUGGGACAUCAGCAAAAUCUCAAAAUGUAAUUAAAAUAAUGAUCUUUAUUAUUUUGUAUUAAAUUACAGAAUCAUUUUGCUAUGGCCCUGCAGCUGAAGGAAGAAGUCUUGUUUGUUCAUUGCUUUAACCUCAUAAGCCUGAAAGGCAUGUCAUUAGCUUCAAGUAAACAUGGGCUCAGGGAGGGGAAAUGGCCUGAAUCCUGUUUAAAAAUAGAGAGAAAAAUCUGAUUAGAAAAAAUGUCAGAUGAUAAAUUAAUCAGACUGGCAAAAAAUUGAUGGCUCAGAAGCCUGGUUAAAAUGCAAACGAUAUCUGACUGAGAAAGCAUCGGGUUUUCUGCUUGCUGGAAAGAGACAGUGGGGAAGAUGAGUAUGUGUUGCUUUGACACACAGCACAGCAGCAUUAAGCAGCUGCUCAGAGGAGUCAGUCAGCAGAAAAAAACAUGGUGAAUAAGAAUGGAACUGAUACUCCCUGAGCCCGGGGCAGGGAAUAGUGCUCAAUCGUCUGAGCAGAAAGUGCUAUAGGAGGAGAGGCUGAGCAGGGACAUGCUGGUGGCUGGAGGGUAAGGGCUGCUGAACUUUCAACUGAGUGUGAGUGUGUGUUACCUGAAAAGCAACAACUGGGUCUGGGCUUUUAAUAGCAAGCAGAUGAAGAAAAGCCAUCUAUUUGUGACAGAGAGAGAAACCAAGCAGACUUCCAGCUGGGGUGGAGCUUGCUGGGCAACAUCAUGCAAAGCAGGUGACUGCCGGCCUCCUUACUCACGAUCCUCUCCUCAUCAAACUUAGCUGGGCUGUGCCACCCUGCCAGCAUGUAGUAUUUUCUUAAUGUUAAAAGUUCCUGGAGAUGCAAAUCAGUUAUAAAUACUGUUAUAAAGAAUCUAUUUAUAAUUGUUAUAAAUAGCCUAUUUAUAACUGUAGGAUACCAAUAUGAGGUUAAAUUCUACUGGAAUUCUUUCAUCCUUGCGGUGUCGCAGUGGGAGACACAUGAGCUACAUAGCAAUUUACUUUUAAUGAGAAAAAUAUCACGUUUUGAAAAUAAAGACACAUCUGAAUCCCUGCCAGGCAGCUAAAUUUCAGCCUCCCUAAAUAUUAUCCAGCAUCAAAUUGUUAGAUGUGUGCAGCAUUAGAAGAAAGGUCUUCUGCGUUAGUACCUGUGCCAUGUCACUUUAAACUACGCACUUUGCUUCUGCGUUCAGCCACUGAGCUAAGUACAUUAAGAAUAAUGUCAGUAACGAAACAAGUGGAGAUAAGUUGCUUCUGUUUAUUUAAAUCCCACCAGAUUAGAAGAAAAAAUAGAUUAAAUCAGAUUAGAAUUUGCAUUAGAUGUUAAAUCAAAUGGAAAAAAAAUCUGUACAGAUUUAGGAAGGUUUUAUUUUGUUUUAUAGCAGCAGAACUAGGCUGUUGAACAAACAGAAUAAAUUCAUUCUCUAGCUGUUUCAAAAUAUGAUUAAGAUAAUAUAAUUUAAAAGUUACCCAUGUUCAGAUGAGGAGUGGAUGUGGUUGCGCCCAGCCCUGUUCAGUUUAGAAGGCUGCAGAGGGUGAUGCGGGUGGGAUGCUGAAAAGAAGCACUCCUGCUUUAGGAAAAGAAGAUGCUUGAGCUAGAUUGGGCAUUGGCAGCCCAUCUUAGCCAGGAGACUUUUGUGAGCCUGUGUAAUAAAUGUCAGCAACCUCCAGUCUGUAAUAAAGCUGAAAAGCACAUGCGGAAGGUGAAAUACAUGUAAGCUAUUGGUUGGUUUGAAUAUAAAAAGCGAUUUUCCUACUGUACUAACAAUAUCAGUAACAUGUUUUAUUGUUUUAAUUCUAGGGUGAUGAUCCAAAGGAGACAAUUUGUGUAUAUCUUAGCACCUCGAUGUUGGAUUUGAUCUGAUAUGAUUUUGUGAGCAUUAAACUGCAUUAUUACAAUAGAUAAAUAUUUGAAAUUUAGGGAGAAAAGGAAGGGAUUUUUCACGCAUUUACUGCUACAUUUCCAAUUCUUAAGUAUUCUUUUUUUUUAAUACAAAAUAACAUUUAUGUGUAAAUUCUGAAACUUCUGACUGUGGUUUUAAUUGUAGCAAAGCACAAUCUCAGGAUGGUGGCAAUAUAUGACAUUCAUAAUGUUUUUCUUCUUAAAGUAUCAUUAAAUUAUUUUGAUGUAAGGUCUCUGGUUUAAUCCAUAUCAUGGAACAUGGGCAAUAGUCACUGUAUGGUAGCUGCCCAAGUUGGUAAUGAAUACUUUCAAUUAAGAACUCAGUCCUGUAAACACUAGUGUUUGUCUAUAUGAGAAAGGUGAUGAGAAGAACUACAGUGGAGUUAUUAAUUCAGAGCUAAGUCAUUCUUAGUUUGUCCCAGGGUGCACAAAUGAAAAAAAAUCCCUCAGGUUAGAGAUAGUCAAGUAGUUCACGUGCUUUAAUUUUGUGGCCAGUGAGUGAUGCUGUGGAUGUAAUGGGAUCAGUCCUGUGAAUUAUGUUAAUUUUGUGAAGAAGUGUUUGAUGAACCAGAGCUGUAUAAUUAUUGUAAAAAACCCUCUUCUUGCUUGUAUUCCUGUCUAAGGUCCAGUUCAGCUCCAAAUGAGGACAAUCAACUAGGUUUCAUCCUGCAUUCCCUGGAGUCCUGGUAGGGCAUGACUUUGCACACUUUCCUGCAAUCCCAGAUCCAUAUCUGUGCUGACAUACGUGAGGGUCUAUUCACUAGAAAAAAUACUCUAUACCAGCCCUAGCAUUUUUUCUGUUUCAUUUUCACCUAGCAUAACACCUUUCCCAAUGUGACUACUGAUAAAGAAACUGCACUGGGCAUUGUUAGAAGAACAUUUCUUUUAGAGCCAACCCCAAACUCUUCUCCUGUACUGGGGCAUGUGAGAAACAACUACAGUCACUUAAUUAAAACCCCAUGCAGUUCUUGUGCUUAAAGUUUCCAUAUGGUCCAGUGGAGCAACAUUCUGCAAUAAGCACAAGUGAAAUAAAGAUUCACAUAAACAUUAAUGGGAGCUACAGGCACUCGUUCCUCUAACUGUGGCUGCUAGUAUAUUACUGCUUAUACAUUUUUACUGCAGAAAAAAAGAAUUGUAGUAACCAGUUUCUCUUGCAAGAGGCUUUUUUUGAGUUACUGAAUGAUCAAUUCAAUGAUAGAAUGUCCUUCCUAUCCUUUUAGUCAGAUACUAUCAGGUUUUUCCUUACUAAAACUCAUCUUACUACAGUAGCACUAAAUCCCCAAUCAACUGAUAGUUUACAGAGCAUUCAGUAUUCCACUCAUUGAGGAUUAUUUGUGCAAAAAUAAAAAACACCCAAAAAAUCUACUAUAAAUCUAUUGAACCUUAUAAAGUAUACUUUUAGACUGAUAUCUUAUAAGAGCAUUUCUAUAUUGCUGUGAUAUUUGAAAGCUUAACUUGCAACAGUUUUAUAACCACAUAAAUAAUCCUAGAAAUAUUUGAAUCAUUGCAGUUCUGUGUUCAGCAUUUUGAUCCAUUUCCAAGAUGAUAUCAGAAUCUCACUACUCCUACUCCAGAGUGGCCCUAAACUCAGCUACAUACAUCAGCACCAAGUUCAUUUUUUUUGGAAAACAAGGUUUUAAAAAAAUAGAUAGUGCUUUGGGGUGUUAAAUGACACCACUGGUACACAAGUAUAGGAUUGAAUAUCAGUAGGGCUUUUAAGAGAAGCAAAGAUGUCAUAAUUGAGCUGAUGGGCACAGCUGCCUUACCAGCUGGUGGCUGGAAGAGGCAAGCACAAGUGCUUUAUUCACUGGUUCCAACACCACACAUCCAUGUUUUUGUCCUCACUAGCAGUGGAAUUUGUGCCAGUUUCUGGCCACAGGCAUCUGCCACUCAUACAAAACUAGCUGUUGUAAGACCUUGCAUCCACAUUACAAGUGUGGUGGAUGAUUGCCUGCUGCAAGAUCCCAAUUACAAAUAGAAGACAAAUUUACUGCAAGAAGAGCUCUUCUAUGCCAUAAAUCACUCAUGUAGACUGUACCUGAGUGUAACAAAGCUGUGAAAAGUGGUGUACUCAUACUUUGUCAUAAAAACAACUGAUUGAGAACCACCUCAUAUUUCAUCCAGGAGACAAAAUACCUGUACUCAAGCAAAGACUUAUUCCUGCCUAGUGUCAUGCAAUGGGGUGAUCUCAGCCAUGUAGCAAUUCCCCCUUCUUGUUGUGUUGUGUUCUUUACAGCCUAUGGAUCAUUAUUUCAGAGGACUCCACAGAUCUUUUUCUUUCCUUUCCAAAACUGUUUCUUGUCUUCUGUGCUGGCUAGCUCCAUCAUCUUGAGCUCAGCCCAGGGAGAUACAAGUGCCACAUGUGCAGUAGAGCAUUAAAGAGAGUUUCAGAGUCAAAACUACUGUUCUGUUUGGAGACAAGGAGUGUUUGCUAACUCAGCUGUACAGCUGUCCUCUGUGCUUCAGAAUAUUUCUUGCCACGUAAAUCAGAGUAGACUUUAUGUCCAGGCAAGAGCUCCAUUUUCUGAAAUGCUGUAAUUUUCAAGCUGUAAUAAGUACCUGCUGGAGCUUUAGUUUAGUUUAGUAACGUGGAUAUUGUGGUUGCAAUUAGGCAGCUGCAGUAGAUCCCUGACCAAUCUUUAUAGCUCUGGUUUUAAUGGAUUGGUAACAAAUGAGAGCAAACAAAGUUCUGUGAGAUGGACAGACACCUUGACUUUUUCAUGCUUUCAACAAAGCUGAAACUUGCCAGUGACCUGAAGGCGUGCUCCUUUAUGCUCUCUGAGCUGCCAGUGAUUUAUGUGGAGUGUAGAAUGUGUUUUUAAUAUAGCUUUCUCAGGCCUUGCUCCAGACAUGAAGCUAUUAUGUGAUGUUCAUCUCAUCCACUUCCCAUCAGAGGAGUGCAGAUCUUGCACUUGGUUUUAUUACAGCCCUUGCUGCUGUGUGCUUGAUGGCUACUUCUUGUUAAUUUGUGCACAGGCCAGGCAAGCUAACAGCAGCAUCUCUGUGUGACAGGGUCCAGUCAGAUUAAUGAAGACUUGCUGAAUCCAAGGCACUGCAGUCAAAGAUGUUUUCUCUGACAGCUGAACAAAUUAUUUCUCAUUUAUUUUACAUCUGUGCCAGGUUAAUGAUGAAUAAAUAGGGUUUGUGCCUGGCUGGGAGUGUUUAUGACAUUUUUGCAAGAAUGAGCCAGGAGCAGUUUUGAUUAAGGACUCUUGACCAAAGGUUAGGAAAGGCUUUUCAGCUUCUCUCCUCCAUUUGAGGAAUAAUCAUUUCUCAGGUUUGUGGGCCUCCAGUGCUGUCACACGCUGUGGAGUGAAUACAGAGAUUAACUAGUUUUCUAAAGAUAGAAGCACGGACAAUGUGCUAAUAUUUCCACUGUACCUUCACAGAGGCUGACAGUGUCCUUGCACAUGACUAGUUCACAGCAUCUUUAGAUUACAGCCUGCUUGUCUGCUUUUACUACUUUUUCUCCUUCAAAUCAGUAGUGUUGUGUUUUCCUCUACGAUCUUGUGCUGCUAAGAGUUGGUUACUUCGUCUCCCUCAGGGGAAUAUUAUGUAGUUCUGUGUGGUGUUUGCAGUGAGUCCAUAUGGCCAGGAAUCAAAAGCUACUAUGAACACAGCAUAGCGAAAUGCACUUAAGAUUGCUUGGCUUUCAGUCUCUGAGAAGGCAGCGUGGUGGGCUAUUCACCUUGCCUGACCUGAGCUACUAAAAUCUGGGCUGUAGCUCCAUGGCAACUCAAGCAGUGAUGGCUGGCUGUGCGGCCCAGUCCCCUUUUUGCACUUCAUCCCUUCCUCCAUGUGAUCUCUGGCACUGUGUUGUUUUGGCACUUCAAACUGGCAAAACCUAACCUGGCAACAAAGACAACUGGCUCAUGCCAACAGAGCCAUGGGAAUCUCAGAGUCAAAGCAAAGGAGGGGAACACAGCAGGGCCCCUUUGGUGCCAGACGGCUCUUGAGUAGGCCCAGCAGUCCCCUGAAGCCUCAGCUAAGCUGGGAGCUGGCACUGCUGGAGAUGUGCAGGUCAGCAGUGCAGAGUGGUCACCCACUGUUAGUCUGUUCAGUAACAAAGAACUUUGGCUGGUAAUACUGUUUCUCAGUUCAUGGGCUGUAAGAUUGCACAGUCUUGCACGCAAUUUGGCACACCUGUCUUUGCUCAUCCCAAGCAACAUCUGCAGAGAUGAGGACUGAGCAGGUCUGGCAGUUUUGAGAGCAGUUAAUCUCACUUUGAUUCCCCAUGCUUUGGAUGAUAGUGAAACAUUUGACAGAUUGUCCCUCUUGACAAAGUUCUCUAUCUUGUGUGAUUCAGGAAGAGAAGCUUAAUAAUCCAGGUGGCCCAGCAUCUUCUGUAGCGUCCCCAAACUAUCAGAUUUAAAAAAAAAAAAAAAAAAUCCUGUUGCUAUGUAGUAUUUGAUUUUAUACAGUGCAAAUGUUUGAAUCUGUUAAUUUGUCUGAGUUAAUUAAGCACAUAGAACUUGAUGCAGCGUGGAUUCAGUAGUGGAACAGCAGCCAGAAAUGGCCACGUUCAUAGAAUGUUUAAUUUGGAGAUCUUUCUCUGUUAUGUGACAAAUCUGUGGAGCAACAUCCUGAAGAUGAACACAGCUGUGCCUCCAGGGCUCUCAGGUCUGUAAAGCCCAUGUCCAUUUGUGUACACAGAUAUGUGCAAUAUCAAGCCCAAGGACUAUCCUGUUAAGUACUUUAUUCUGAAACAGCUUUAUUUGAAACAGCUGAUCAGUCACUUGUGUGCUGUAAUCCUUGGAAGCAGUAAACUUCUUACACGUGCACUUGCUGCUUUAAUGUGUCUUAGCUGCAAAUAUUCACAGCCAGGUAAUCCUUUAUCUCAGGAUGCUUCAGCAGCUGGUCUUGUUCUCUCCAAGAAUAGCAACAAAGACCUGUUUUUACACCAUAAAGUAAAAGAUUUCAGAUUGUAUCAUUUUAGGGAGGAAAGUCAUUCUUCGAAUUUCAGAGUUUCAAAGUUUUAAAGGCUGCUGAUCUCUUGGGAUACUCUGGAGAAAUCAUUUGAGGCUUUCAGCUAUAGGGCACGGUGAGUGGGAAAUUUAUACUUAUUAAGCUUUGUUCCAGAUUUUCAUCAGGCUCAUGUUAAGUGUUUCUUAAUUGGCUCUAAAUUAUAGUAAUGGCCAAGCAGAGCAUGAAAAGAUCUGUAGCGUACCACUAAACAAAGGCACUAUUCCUGUUAUUUAGUAGUCUCUUUCAUCAAAUCACAUUGCAGAACACCUUCCUAUUCCUGAGCCUUGGCUCACAAAGGAAUUACCCCUUGUCACUGGGUGGCCGUUCACCAGUCCAGCUGGGAAGUGGUCUCUGCACAUUCUUCAUGUCAAGCAAAUGUAAGCAGUAUGACAAGAACUUAAACCAUUCGGAUUACAUCAGUCUGAAUUUGCUAUAGACCAAAAACCCAUGCAUUAAUUAUAUUUAUUACUGUGAUGUAUGACAGUUUACUGAGCUAACAUCCCUGUGUGUGUGUGUGAGUAGUAACUGCCCUUCAGUGGCCAGUGUUGGCACAUACUGAUUUAAGGAUGAAAACACUCUGACAGUGCUUCUCUAUUGCAGAUACCAGAACUGCUAGAGCUUCUUUUAUUCCUCGUUGAAUACAGGAAGAAAUGACAUUUUUGCAUUGCCAUCAAAUAAUCAAUAAUUUAGCCUUUUGCUAAAUUCUGAGGUAGAUUUAGCAGUAUAAUAUGCCACGUAAGUUGCUGCACCUGAUACCGUUUUGUCUUGUGGUUUCUUUUUCUUCCAACUUUUUCUUGCUGCUUUCCAUGGAGGGAGACAACUCAAAAAACUGAGUGAUGGAAGUAUUUUAAUGAUUGCACUGUUAAAUCAUGGUACCGUGGCAAGAGACCAUCAGAAUGAAUAAUGCUAAUGGCUGGACAGGAUAUUCUAGUCUAAGACAAGAUUAUGGAUUUUAGUUCCUUCAGCGUUCAGUCCCUGACAAGGGAAGGUUUUGUCACAGCAAGUCAGCAUCCUGCUAGGUUUUUCAGCUCUUGGCUCAGCUGUGAGCUGUUUCCCUAACAAAACCUUUCUACUUUGUAUUGUAGUUUUUGGCAGUGUUUAUGGUACAGAAUCAUUCCUAAAUUCUUGUGAAAUUGAAAUGCAGUAGCUGAAUUUUCUGUGUGUUUUGUAUGCACAUUUUAUAUAGUAGCUGCAGAUGUAUUCUUUAUGUUAAUAUUUUUAAUGUUCUUUUCUUCAAGCAUUAAAUUAAAUUUAUUUUAAAAUAUUCACUGUAUUUUAUUCCAUCAGAGUAAGCUGCAGGGAAAGUUAUAUAACCACACACACAGAGACACAGAAUGGCUGAGGGUGGAAGGGACCUUGGAGAUCAUCUGGUCCAAGCCCGCUUCUCAAGCAGGGACAUCUGGAACACAUUGCACAUGAUCACAUCCAGGUGGGUUUUGAAUAUCUCCAGAGAAGGAGACUACUCAACCUCCCUGGCAGUGUUUUCCAGUGCUCUGUACCCUCACAGUACGGGAUUUUUCCUCAUAUUCAUGUGGAACUUGCUGUAUUUCAGUUUGUGCCUGUAGCCUCUUGCCCUGUCACUGGGCACCAUUGAAGAGUCUGGUCCCAUCCUCUUGACACCCUCCCUUAAGAUAUUUAUAAGUUUAGAUAAGGCCCAGCUCUCGCAGCUUUUCCUCCUGAGAGGUGCUCGUGCUCCAGUCUCCUACUCAUCCUUGUAGCUCUCUGCUGGACUCUCUCCUGUAGCUCCAGUACUGGAGGCCCAGCACUGGACACAGCACUCCAGGUGUCCCUCCUCCGGCGCUGAGCAGAGAGGGAAGAUCACCUCCCUCAACUUCUUGGCUUUUCCUAAUGCACCCCUAAAAUAACAAUAAUGCAACUGAAGUCAUUUGUAAGGGUAUGUGACUGAUUUCUAGGAGGGUAUUUCCAUUAGUCUUUUGUUUUCUACAGGUUUUCGUAGAUUUACCUUUCUAAAGCAGGGCUAACACACUACCUUUGCUGGUUUAGCUCAAGAAAUACAAGCAAGGAGACUGGUAAAUGGUGAGGUUUUACAUGGAACUACUGCUAAGGGAUGCAAAGUGCAUGUUUUCUUCUUUUUCAGGGGUGUAUCAAAAUGUAAUUUUCACAGUAGCUGCUUUUUCUUUUCUUUUCUUUUUUUCCUUCCCAGAGGUUUCACUGUCUCUCAGAGUUGCACUGUUUGCAUUCAUUUCUGUUCCGAUCUCUUAAAUGCCAUUGUCCAAGCAGAGCUUAUCCAGCUUGGAGCUGGUAUCGUUGUGUUCCUCAAGCACCAAACUGUGUGGAGCUGCUAGCACAGGCUCUGCAGCUGCUGUUUCCAAAAAGCUGCUGUCUCUAAAAUUCUCAGUGCUGAAUUUAUUAAUGUUUUUAGAUGUGAACUUGAUAUUGUCUGUUUGCACAUGAGUAGUGUGCAUGCAGCCUAAUGUAGAAGUGUCUCUAAGCAGGAUUUAGGAGGAGGCAUAGAAAGCCCCUCAAACGUGUGUGUGCUUUUAUUACAGAAAACCAAGAUAAAGUUGUAUCGUUGAGAUAUCUGUUAGCUGUUUUUUGUUAUGCUUUGUUUUCAUGUUUUAAGUGCCUAAUGAUUUUUUUUUGUCAAGGAGGCAAUGGUUUCACUGGUAUAAUGCACACUUGGAAUUCUGCACUUGUUACUUGCUCUGUAAUAGAAUAUUUUUGCAGUUUCUGUUUGGAAAUAAAGACUUAUUAGACAUAA
Molecule: messenger RNA, 13536 nt
Organism: Phasianus colchicus (ring-necked pheasant)
Lineage: Eukaryota; Metazoa; Chordata; Aves; Galliformes; Phasianidae
Gene: ST8SIA6
Product: ST8 alpha-N-acetyl-neuraminide alpha-2,8-sialyltransferase 6
Biological process (GO): N-glycan processing; oligosaccharide metabolic process
Molecular function (GO): alpha-N-acetylneuraminate alpha-2,8-sialyltransferase activity
Source: RefSeq, a predicted model, not a curated record